Messenger RNA from Trichechus manatus latirostris (Florida manatee), 1092 nucleotides. RefSeq names its product olfactory receptor 4F15-like. NCBI's taxonomy places the organism in Eukaryota, Metazoa, Chordata, Mammalia, Sirenia, Trichechidae. The transcript has a single exon. Gene Ontology annotation, biological process: G protein-coupled receptor signaling pathway. Gene Ontology annotation, molecular function: olfactory receptor activity. The record is from RefSeq and is a predicted model, not a curated record. Gene Ontology annotation, cellular component: plasma membrane.
AUGAAUAAACUAAUGUAUUGUUUUUUCAGAAGGACUUUUCUGGCAGUUGUUGAAAAUGUUUGUUUAAUAUCAGAGUUUAAAACGAAAUGUCAUCUGACUCUUUCAAUAGCUCUGGUUCAUCUCUGUCUCUUUUUGUUCCUUUUGGGUAACACAAACAAGUCAAUGAAUAUAACAAAUUAUUCUGUGAUGUCUGAAUUUGUGUUCCUGGAACUUUCUAACUCUAGGCCAAUGCAGCAUUUUAUUCUUUCCUGCUCUGCCGUUUUAUAUAUAUCAAUUGUGUUUAGGAAUCUCCUUGUGUUUACAGUGAUAUUUGACCUUCAUUUACAUUCCUCUAGGUACUUCCUGUUAGCCAGUCUCUUAUUUAUUGAUUUGUGUCUUUCUACAUUAGCAGUCCCUAAGAUGAUCUCUGACCUCUACUCUGGGCAAAACACUGUAUCAUUCCAGGGGUGUGUCAUCCAGAUUUUUGUACUUCAUGUCCUGGGUGGAUCUGAGAUGGUGUUGCUCAUAGCCAUGAUUUUUGAUCUGUGUGUGGCCAGCUAUAAGCCCCUCUACUAGCUGAACAUCAAGAGUCCGUGGAUGUGCAUUUGGCUUCUGGUUGGUGCUUGGGUUAUUGGUCUCAUUCACACAGUGCCGCAGCUAGCUUUUGUUGCCCAUUGGCAUUUUUGUGGCCCUAAUUAGGUAGACAGCUUUUACUGCAAUCUGCCUCAGUUUAUCAAACUUGCCUGCACAGAUACCUACAAACUGGAGUUCACGGUUACUGCCAACAGUGGGUUCAUUUCCAUGGGAACCUUCUUAUUGAUUUUCUCCUACAUCUCCAUCCUGGUCACUAUAUGGAAAUGCUUUUCAGGUGGCUUGUCCAAAGCCCUCUCUACUUUGUCAGCUUACGUCACUGUGGUGGUUUUGUUCUUUGGACCAUGUAUAUUUAUAUAUGUGUGGCCAUUUCUCACAGUGUCAGUGGAUAAAUUUCUUGCCGGUUCGGACUUUUUGAUUACUCCUGUCUUGAAUUCUGUCAUCUACACAUUGAGGAAAAAGGACAUGAAGAUGGUAAUGAGGAGACUGAGUAAUCAAUUUCUGAGUUUGAGAAAGAUCUAA